CUUCGCUUUCCCUCCUGCACCCAACUCUUUACUGUCUCUCUCCUCCAUAUUUUUAUAUUCUUUUUCCCGCUGAGCGAACUCUGCCUGUAAUCGCGUCUCUCACUCUCUCUCUCUCUUCUGUUUGCCGAGGAGUUCAGUUUGAGGGUUGAAGAACAAUCGAGUGAAAAGUAUUUGCUUUUUUGGACCUCUGUGGGGAAAUCUGAACGACUGAUACAAGCUUAGCAUGUUUACUUGGCUGUAUUGCUACAUCAUUCAAGCAUGAGGUGUAAAUAUAACCUUAUUCGUCUAAUUCAUUGUAUGGAGGUAAGUUGAUUUGGAUUUUCCGGAUUCUGGAUCAACAAUGGAGUGCAACAAAGAAGAGGCUAUCAGGGCCAAAGAGAUUGCGGAGAGGAAGAUGCAAAAUAAAGACUUUCAGGGGGCACAGAAGUUUGCACUUAAGGCCCAACGACUCUAUCCUGACCUGGACAACAUUUCCCAGAUGAUUAUGGUUUGUGAUGUACACUGCUCUGCUGAGAACAAGAUUUAUGGAAUUGAAAAGGACUGGUAUAGUAUCCUCAAAAUUGAGCCAACGGCCGAUGAGGCAUCAAUCAAAAAGCAAUACCGGAAGUUUGCUCUCUUGCUUCAUCCUGAUAAGAACAAUUUUGCAGGUGCGACAGAUGCCUUUAAGUUGAUUGGAGAAGCUCAGAGGGUGCUUUUGGACCGUGACAAACGGUUGUUACAUGACAGUAAAUGUAAAGUUUCAAGGCCAGUGGCACCAAAUUGGGCCCCACAACAGGGAAGCAGUAACCAUUUUAUGAGCAAGUCUGCUUCGCCAAGCUUCAAUCCACAGCCUCAGCAGCCAAAAACACAGACUCAACCAGGGUUCGCUAAUGACCGACAAACUUUUUGGACUGUCUGUCCUUUCUGUUCUGUAAGAUAUCAGUUUUAUAGAGAUGUAGUCAACAAACUUCUUUUUUGUCAAAGUUGUAAAAGGUCCUUCACUGGCUAUGAGGCUAAGGCUCAAGCUAUACCACCAGGAACAACCCGGAGUCGGCAUCCAUUCCCCCAACAGAAAGAGGUUCCCAAUCUGGGUGCUUCUAGGGCCAAUGUUCAAGGUAAAGUGGGAUCUCAGGGAAAUGCUAGCAGUGAGAACAGAACAAGAGAGUCUAUCCUCAAGACAGGAACUUCUCAGGUUGAUAGGGAGUUUAAAGCCAAUGUGAAGUGUGGAAAUGUGGAUGUGAAAAUUAAUAAAGACGGUGAAGCUAAAUCCUCAGGAAAAGUAAAUGGUAAAAGAAGGAAGCAGGCAGCAGAAUCAAGUGGUAGUGACUCGGAAGAUAUUGUUGAAGAGAAUGGGGAUGUUCUGGCUAAAGAGGAUUUUGGAUAUUAUGGAGAGUACCCUCGGAGAUCUACUCGGUCUAAAACAAACAUUUCUUAUAACGAAAAAUUAAGUGACGAUGAUGACUUGGGGAGCUCUUCGAAGAGGGCAAAGUGCGGUUUUCAUGCUACUGGAGAUCCAUUGUUGAAACAAGGAGCACCCAAAGUGAACAAAUCAGAUAGUCAUUCUGUUUAUAUGGAAGAGGCUGUGAACAAGGUGAAACGGAAAGAAAGUGCUUUUUAUGAGGGGAACUUGCAGAAUGGGAAAGAAGAAAGGGAGAAAGGAAAUGGAGAAAUAAGGGCUACGAAGGAUAACCACAAGAGAAGCUCUGAAGCAAAUGUCGAGUCAUCAUUGAAUUCAAGCUCUAUUGUGGCAAAAGAUCCAGAAAUUUAUGAAUAUCCUGAUCCAGAUUUCAACGAUUUUGAUAGGGAUAGAAGAGAAGGAUGUUUUGCAGUUGGGCAAAUCUGGGCUGUUUAUGAUACUUUAGAUGCCAUGCCCAGAUUUUAUGCUCGAAUCAAGAAAGUGUUGUCACCUGGGUUCAAAUUGCAGAUAACUUGGCUAGAGCCGGACCCAGAUGACGAGGAUGAAAUCAAAUGGGUUGAUGAGGGGUUGCCAGCUUCAUGCGGUAAGUUCAAGUAUGGAAACUCUGAAAACACCGAAGAUCAUCCUAUGUUCUCACAUUU
This is a messenger RNA of Camellia sinensis, 2037 nucleotides long. RefSeq lists its product as uncharacterized. The record is from RefSeq and is a predicted model, not a curated record. Lineage: Eukaryota; Viridiplantae; Streptophyta; Magnoliopsida; Ericales; Theaceae.